GGUGACCAAAGAGCGGCCGAGCCCUUGCGGCCCGGGGUGGAGCUCCGCGAUCUAAAUGUCCGACUCGAGGAGCGAGGUGGGCGGGCGGCUUGGGACCACGGCCAGGGCCGGCAUGGAGCGGUGGCGUGACCGGCUGGCACUGGUGACCGGAGCUUCGGGGGGCAUCGGCGCGGCUGUGGCCCGGGCCCUCGUCCAGCAGGGACUGAAGGUAGUGGGUUGUGCCCGCACCGUGAGCAACAUCGAGGAGCUGGCUGCCAAAUGUAAGAGUGCAGGCUACCCCGGGACUUUGAUCCCCCACAGAUGUGAUCUGUCCAGCGAGGAGGACAUCCUCUCCAUGUUCUCGGCUGUCCGCUCUCAGCACAGUGGUGUGGACAUCUGCAUCAACAAUGCUGGCUUGGCCCGGCCUGACACCCUGCUCUCAGGCAGCACCAGCGGCUGGAAGGACAUGUUCAAUGUGAACGUGUUGGCCCUCAGCAUCUGCACUCGGGAAGCUUACCAGUCCAUGAAGGAACGGAAGGUGGAUGACGGGCACAUCAUUAAUAUCAACAGCAUGUCUGGUCACCAAGUGUCACCCCACUCCGUGAUCCAUUUCUAUAGUGCUACCAAGUAUGCCGUCACCGCGCUGACAGAGGGACUGAGGCAAGAACUUCGGGAGGCCCAGACCCACAUCCGAGCCACGUGCAUCUCUCCGGAAGUGGUGGAGACACAGUUUGCCUUCAAACUCCAUGACAAGGACCCUGAGAAGGCGGCUGCCACCUAUGAACUCAUAAGGUGUCUCAAGCCCGAGGAUGUGGCCGAGGCUGUCAUCUAUGUCCUCAGCACCCCUCCACAUGUCCAGAUUGGAGACAUCCAGAUGAGGCCCACGGAGCAGGUGAUCUAGUUUCCUGUGGGGAGCUCUGCCUUCCAUCCCACGGCUUGGUUCUUGCCUCUGGAUUUAGGUGUUGAUUUCUGGAUUCCUGGAUUCUGCUUCCUCUCCCCAGCCACCAGGGCUACACAUUUUUGGAAGUUUUUAUGUCUUGUCAAAUUAUUUCCAAACAAAUAUGAACAGUGGGCUGGGGAGAGGAGGUGGUGUCCUGAUUGUUUUACCUGUUAACUCAUUACUGGUCCCCUUCUUAGGCUCCUUGGCCUUUGUUUGCUCUCUUUGUCUCUUCCUUUUGACCUGGGGAAGGGACUGUGGGCUAAAGGGAGGCUUUCCCCUAUCUGCCUGUACCCUACCCCGUGUCCCUCAGGGACGAGGUGGCAGAGAGAAGCCCUCCCCUCCUGUCUGAAUGCUUAUCCAAGACCCCAGACUUCCUCCUCUCCCUGCCCUACUGCCCCCAUUGCCCCUUCUCUUCCCCCACCCCAGCUCUCCAGCCCAGGCUUGGCUUCUCUGCUCUCUGUUGUCAUCACUCCAAACUGACUAUGGCAGCUGAAUACCAGGCCCUGCCUCCCAAGUGGGUUUCACUGUGAUAAUUAAAAAAGAAAAAUUGCAGCAACCUA
Hyaena hyaena (striped hyena) is the source of this 1479-nucleotide messenger RNA. RefSeq names its product dehydrogenase/reductase 11 (gene DHRS11). The coding region runs from base 56 to 880 and encodes 274 amino acids. Gene Ontology annotation, molecular function: oxidoreductase activity. The transcript is spliced from 7 exons. Lineage: Eukaryota; Metazoa; Chordata; Mammalia; Carnivora; Hyaenidae. The record is from RefSeq and is a predicted model, not a curated record.